Molecule: messenger RNA, 9395 nt
Organism: Schistosoma haematobium
Lineage: Eukaryota; Metazoa; Platyhelminthes; Trematoda; Strigeidida; Schistosomatidae
Exons: 19
Coding region: 2890-4329 (479 amino acids)
Biological process (GO): peptide catabolic process
Cellular component (GO): cytosol; mitochondrion
Molecular function (GO): metal ion binding; metalloendopeptidase activity
Source: RefSeq, a predicted model, not a curated record
AUGAACGGGAAUACACAAUUAUAAAACCAUAUAAAAAAUCAGUUAUCCAGAAUGCAUGUUAUAGACGAUUUUGAUUUGAAGCAAUUUAUCGGCAAGUAAAAAUUUGGAAAAAAACGUUUUCUAUGCAAAUCACUUAGCACACAACUAUAAAACUGGACUGAUAGUGAGAGAUGAAAUGAUCAAAAACCAGACUCGGACGUCUGGUUUCCACCUAGUCCAGUCUACAAUCGAAACGCAUGUACGUUGCUGCAUCGUUACUGUUAGUUUAUGUGUUCAGUGGUGUGAUAUAAUCAUGGUAUUAGUAAUAUCAAGUGUCGUGCAUUUGAAUAUUUAUGACGAUUGUAUCUAUAGGAUUGUUGCUUCCAUUAAGUUGGGUCUGUAGAUUAGCAAAAGAGAUGGAAAAGGCGGCGACUAUAGGGAACACAAGACAGCUUUAUGGACUAAUAAAAGAAAUUGGAACUAAUAAGUCAAGUGUAAGUGAGAUUAUAUCGGAAAAAGACGACACCCUCAUCUGCUGUCAGGUCAGACGUUUAGAACGAUGGGCGGAACAUUUCAGAGAACAGUUCAACUGGCCUUCAGCUACUCUACAACUACCCUCCAUUCCCAGACAGUGUGAAUGGAACAUUGAAGUAGGUCCCCCAACUCUUGCUGAAGUUCAAAAGGCUAUAGUUAAUCUGAAACGAGGAAGGGCAGCUGGUCCAGAUGGAUUGGCUCCAGAGGUCUUUAAGGAUGGUGGUCCAAUUUUAGCGAUUAGGUUGACUAAUAUUUUAGCUAAAAUCUGGGAGUUAGACGUUAUUCCAUCUGACUGGUCGCAAUCACUUAUCGUCCCAAUAUAUAAGAAAGGGUCAAAAUCAUCUUGUGACAACCACAGAUGAAUUAGUUUAACUAAUAUAGUAUCUAAAAUACUAGCCUCGAUAAUUAUCAGACGCCUAACUAAGACUUGUGAACUGCAAACACGAGAGAACCAAGCUGGCUUCAGACCUGGUCGUGGCUGCAUCGACCACAUAUUCACCAUUCGUCAGAUUCUAGAACACAGGCAUACUUAUCGACGUCCGACAAUGGUGGUCUUUCUUGACUUAAAUGCAGCAUUUGACUCGGUAGACCGCGAGAUUCUGUGGCAGUGUCUGUCAUUGAAAGGCGUACCACAGAAGUACAUAAACCUUGUGAAAGCUCUUUACUCGAACACUACUAGUCGAGUCAGAGCUUAUGGCGAACUGUCAUCUACUUUUGCAACCUCAAGUGGUGUCCGUCAAGGCUGUCCACUUUCCCCAUUUUUGUUUAACUUCAUCAUAGAUCUACUGAUGGAAAUAACUUUCUCAUCGACUGAGUUCUCGGGUAUUGAUCUCCUUCCAGGAGGUCCACUUAUCGACUUAGAAUACGCAAAUGAUAUAGUCCUGUCUGGUGAAGACGCUGACAAAAUGCAGAGUCUUUUGGCAGCACUAAGCAACAAUGCCAGAAUGUUUGGAAUGCGCUUCUCUCCCUCUAAAUGCAAGUUGUUGCUUCAGGACUGGUCUGCGUCAACACCUGAACUAAGGAUAGGGAGUGAAGUAGUCGAACGCGUCGACAACUUCACUUAUCUUGAAAGUCUGAUCAGCCCUAAUGGGUUGGUAUCGGACGAAAUCUGAGCACGGAUUCGAAAAGCUGGUUUGGCUUUUGCCAAAUUACGUCACCUUUGUCGAAGGCGAGAUAUCCGUCUAUCAAUUAAAGGACGAGUAUACUGCACGGCAGUCCGUUCUGUUUUACUUUACGGAAGCGAAACAUAGCCAUUAAGAGUAGAAGACACCCGUAAGCUACUAGUAUUUGACCACAGAUGUCUUAGAAAUAUUGCUGGCGUCUGUUGGGAUCACCGGGUAAAUAAUAGUGAGGUUAGACGCAGGGUAUUAGGUAAUGAUGGUAAAUCAGUUGAUGAGGUUGUGAAUCUUCAUCGACUGAGAUAAUUGGGCCACCUGUUACGUAUGCCUGAACACCGAUUACCACGAUGUGCAAUGCUAACCGGUGCUGGAGAUGGUUGGAAGAAAGUUAGGGGCGGCCAAACCAAAACGUGGCAUCAGUGCUUGAAGUCACUAACUUCUAGUCUGAGCCAUGUUGGUAGAUGCAGACUACUUGGUUGGGGUCCGCGUGACUUUCGUAACCAAUGGUUGGAGACUCUUGGUGACAUGGCUCAGAAUCGAUCACAAUGGCUUCGGUGCAUACACUCCAUGUCUUCCCUUAAACUAAGAGAAUAAAAUCACUUCAUAUCUUUCUUUCUACGAACUAAUUCUUUCUUCCUGUACUAUAUCCUUAUUGCAAUCUUUCUCCUAUAUAUUACCACCUUUGACCUAACCACUCCUAUGAAUCCGGUGUUCAUCUUGCUGUGCUAAUGAGGUAUGGCAACCUGGACCGAUGCAUAUAUGUGCCUGGUCCCACGUUGUACCUGACUGACUGACUGACUACUGAUUAUUAAAAAUACACAGGUUUUGUUGUAAACAGUCUGUGCAAUGUUUGACUUCCUUGAAAACGAUCGUAUCUCGACAUAGACAUCUACAAAUUACUGUUUAAGAUGUCUUGUGUGCUAUGAUUUUUACUUUAGUGGUUGAAGGACAAUCAUUCAUAUUCACUACGUUCCUUCAUCACUUGUUAUCCACUACGAUGUGUAAUGAUUGUUUCUUAUGCGAAGUACCAAACUUUUAAGCGUGAAUCAAUUGAAUCAAAGCGGUUUGCCACUAUACUACACUUUGCAUUGAUUCAAUUUUUACAGCACCUCAGUCUACAGUGGAUGUAUAUGUCCGCCUAUUUAUCUUAAUGUAAUUUUUUUAUCUACGUAUCUUGUUUUUUAGUUGUUCGGAUUAGUUCACCUUGUUACCUACCCCAUAUUUGUAUAUAUAUUGUGCAAUUUUUUACUCAAAUUGAAUGUCGAUCAUGGAUUGUAUGAAUUCGGGAGAUUCUUCAUCUCCAGUAGUGCAAAAGUCUGCAAAUGACUUGAGAGAAUAUAAAGUGGUGCGUUUAUGCAAUAGGAUGAAAGUGCUUCUCAUAAGUGAUCCGGAAACAGAUAAGUCUGCAGUGUGUUUAUCUGUGAACAUUGGUUCACUGUCGGAUCCGAAAGAACUGCCUGGUCUCGCACACUUUUGUGAGCAUAUGUUGUUUCUUGGUACGAAAUCAUUUCCAACAGAAAAUACCUAUUUGAAGUACAUAACCGAUCAUGGUGGUCACUGUAAUGCUUUUACGAGUCCAGAUAGAACUUCUUAUGUGUUUGAUGUUGCACCUGAAAGUUUGAAGGGUGCGUUGGAUAUUUUCUCACAGUUUUUCAUCUGCCCUCUUUUCACCGAUUCUGCAACAGAACGUGAGGUGAGUGCUGUACAGUCGGAACAUGAGAAGGACAUUAGUAAUGAUACUAGACGUCUUUUUCAGCUAGAGCGAAGCUUGUCAAAAAGUGGUCAUGAUUAUACGAAAUUCCUCUCCGGUAAUCGAUACUCUUUAUUUGAGUCCAGUUGUGCACAAUCGGUGAAUACACGCGAAAAGUUGUUGCAAUUCUAUUCAACAUGGUAUUCGUCAAAUGUGAUGGGACUAGUUAUUCUUGGAAGAGAAUCCAUAAAUGACCUAGAGAAACUUGCAGAAGAUAAGUUUUCGGAAGUUAUUGAUCGUAAUGUUGUGCAACAAUCAUGGAACGAUACUCCAUGGCCUGAUAUAUGUCUCAAGAAAAUGGUAUAUGUCGUCCCACUGAAUGACGUCCAUCAAAUGAAUAUAAUGUGGCCUAUUCCUGACUAUAUUCCAGACUAUACAGCUCAAGCCACUAGUUAUGUGACUUAUUUACUUGGUCAUGAAAGUCAUGGAAGUUUACUGAGCUUAUUCAAAAAUGCAGGCUGGGCUAAUCAACUAACAUGUGAUGUUAAUAGAUCAGGAGUUGGGAUUUGUUAUCUGAAUGUGUCCGUUCAUUUAACUUUGAAAGGACUUGAGAAAAUCAAUGAAAUUAUAGCAAAUAUAUAUCAAUACAUCAACAUGCUUCACUCUGAUGAACCAAAAAAGUGGGUGUUGGAUGAAAUACAGACUUUAUGGAAACUAGGCUUUCGAUUUCAAAACAAAGAGACACCUUAUGAAUACGUGAUAAGAUUAUCCCGCAAUUUGUUGAUUUAUAAGAUGCAAGAUAACCUAACUAAUCAUUUUAUGGCAACUGUCCAUGAUCCUAAUUUAAUUAAGAAACUAUUAACUUGUCUUACUCCUGAUAAUAGUCGCAUCUUUUUACUUAGUAAAACGUUUGCCGACAAAUGUGUGGAGGAAGAACCCUGGUAUCACACUAAAUACCUUGCUAUUAAUAUUCCUGAAAAUACCUUGUCAGUAAGUCAUUGUUCUUAGCAAAUAUUAUAAUCGAAAAUCUUAUUCUAAUUAAAUAUCGUUGUUUAAAUUGUAUUUGAUAAUGCGAAGCUGUUAGAUCUUAUUUAAGACUGAUCAGCAUGUAUACGGGCAUCUGAAUUUUAUGAAGGUUUUUCGGUUAAAACUGGAACUGUGUUUGAUUGCUUGAAAUUCUGUAGUUAUUCGAAUUGUGAGUAACAAUAUCCAUCGGUUGUUCAGCAAAAAGUAGUUAUAGAACCUUGGUCACGCGGUCGCGUGCCUUCACAUGCGAUGCUGGUUAGCAUAUGAGUGCAAUAAAAGAAGUUUGGAUACGAUCAAACUAACAUAUGGUAUCAUUUUAUAAAGCCAUGAACUCCUUAUGUGAGGCGUUAUAUAUGUUAGCCUUUUCAUCGUAUCUUAUAUUCGUAGACACUAGAAUAAGUGUAUCAAAAUGGCUUAGAGUGGCACAGUUACGUCCAUUUUUAUCUUCUUUGAUUCAUGUGGUUUUUGUUAGUCCAGAUUUUAUUAGCUGUAAUCGAAAUACAUUUAGUAUUCGUUACACCUCGUUAAUGUUUUUUUUUUCAAAUAUGUUGGUAUAAAAUGAUUGAUCGGGAUGACAGUUGUUUUUAUCAACUAAACAACAACAGCGGUUAAUCAUACCAAGUCGACAUUCAUUCAGACAAUUUAAUCCUCAUCUCCGACAGAUUCUUACUUCUUGUAAGGUCUUUUCUUUGCUCUCCUCAAUUUUUUACGUUUUUGGAGGUAAUUCGGUCGAAUUUUAUCGAGACUUUUUGACUAGGACACCAAACAUAGAAAACAGAAAUUAUCGUAACAAGUGAAAAUAUUCACUUUAUCGUCCAGAAAGGCAUUUAUGCACAAAUUCAGCUUUGUUAUUUGAAUCAUGUUUUUCAGGUAUAGGAUGUUUUCCUUACACUGGACUUUGUGGUUUGGUGAGAAAGAAAAGCCUUUCCAAACUUGUCAUAUAUUUUGUGAGGAAUAGGAAUUAAACAGUGAUCAGGACUGAGAAACAGAGCUCGUUUUUUUAAUCUCGUAGAUCCUACAUAACAAACUGACUGAAUAAAUACAUAAUUAAUAAAAGCUAGAUUUAAUAUGGAAAUCAGAAUGAGGAGGGACAUCUACUAGUUUCUGGUGAUGUAAAAGUGGGAGUUUCAAAUGCAUGAAUAAAAGUCAUCACAUACCAAUGAGGACAGAAGUAGAAAAUUUAGUGAAUUCGUCGACGAAAAGAAUUUGUAUAGAUUAAGUGGAUUCCGAAGUCUCAUAUAUGUUAGUAAAGUAAAUUUGAUUGUUUGUUCAAAUAUGUCGAUCUAUGUCUCAACGUUAAACAACUAAUAAAAUCUUUCGGAAAUCUGAAGCCUCUUUUUUGGCCUUUUGUUCUGAUUUCUAUUUCGAAGAACGAAUGAAUAUACUAUAAACAUAAAUCUUCCAUUUAACUCUGUAUAUUACCUAGGCUAACUCCUUUUGUGUGACAGCGGUAUUAAAAAGCCAAAUACUGGUUGCGUUGGAUGAGUGUACUUCAAGCGCUCGUUUAUCCAUACAGACAUUCAGGAAAAGAAGCGUGAAAGCGAAGCGGAGAAGGCGAGCAAGCCAAUUCGUUUUGAUAAAGCGUAACCCAGUGUUAUGCUUCGUUAUUGCUUGAAUGCGAUUACUGAUGCGUCUUACUCGAACGAACGAAGGAUCAAUGAUUCAGCGACUCGAUAGCCUAUUCUGGUCCGUUGUCCCCAACUCUGCUAACUCGAUCAAGAAGUCUGGGUAAGGUGUAGAAAGUGUAUUCUACAGACAACAGCAGAUAACAAGUCAGGCAGGCAGAUCAGAUCAAGCAUACAAGUCAAGCGUAUUUAUACAAAUAUUUACAAUCGAUAUUGUCAUGGAAGAUUUUUGAACAUUAAUCAACAAUUGACUGCUAUUUGAACAUUUAAUCGAUAGUUCAUCAAUUGACCUAUUUGCGCCUUUAAUCGAUAGUUCAUGAAUUGACCCCAAUAAAAAUAUCUAACAUUUAAUCGAUUCGAUGAUCGAUAAGAUAAAAUUUAAAAAUAUGAGUUUGGGGAUCUAUCGUCCCCAACACCCAGAUAAAAAUUAGCUACAGACUGUGAUGAAUAGUGUAAGCAAUGCACACACGCUCAUAUAAGAACAGUCAAAGUUAAUAAGCGAAUGACUGACAAGGUCAAAAUGAGACCCGAGAAGAAUAAAGAAAUUGGUCUGUCUGGAAGCAAGAAUAACCCAUGUGGGCUUGACAUCGCACCAGACACUAUAACCUACAUGAUUGGACUGAUACGGAACGUAGCAGCAUAGGCACACUUUUUCUAUUAAUGGGACGAUUCUUAAAACCAUGUUGUCGUAUCAUAUUAUUGUGUAAAUCGUGAGACUGAAAUUAAUAAGUGAUUAUACCACAAUGAAAAUCCGUAUUUAGCCAAAACAAAAUUAAGCGAUAAUUCACUUUUGUAAUGACAAGUUUGUAGUUAUUUAGCUUAAGUAUCCCUCUUAUUUAUUAUUACUAGCUUUAAAUGUUGUGUCUUCGGAAGAAGAUAUGGAUUUCUCUUCUUCUUCUUCUUCUUAAUUCCUGUUCAAUGUGGUAUCAGGUAUAUGUCAAUUUAUUAGUCUUUAAUGUUAUAAUGUCCGGUACUGAUACUGAUACACAAGCCUCUCUAAUCAAGGGUGAGAAGGUAGCUUGUAUUGGGUGACUGAUUGGGCUUGGGUGUACACUCUAUAUAUAUUCUCUACAAUAUGUAAGCAUUUCUUGGCCAUUUACCCGAUAUCUGAUUGGCUUAUUACACUAUCUAUAGAAAACUUUCACCUGAAAACCAAGUAGAGAAACUUUCUUAUGCCUACUGAAUUACGCUACACCACUUCUUCAUUAAUUUCACGUUGUGAAGAUUAAACGUUAUUGAUAUGAAUUGUUCAUAUAUUUAUGCGUUUUCUUCAGCAAUUCUCGCUUUGUUUUUUGAGUUUUUUUUUCUAAUAAUUUGCUUCUUCGCUAAAAGGCAUGGCGAAAUAGUCCUUCUAAUCCAGAAUUGAGAUUCCCCGAACCAAAUUCAUUCAUUACUACUGAAUUUGAUUUGUUGCAAAACAAAUGCUCCAUGAAUGUGGAAAUGCCAGAAUUAUUAAUCGAAACAGAGAUGUCUCGUAUUUGGUACUUUCAAGAUACAGAAUUCAAUCUUCCCAAAGGUUUUAUCAAAUUUCAUAUUGUCAGUUUGUCAACAUUUUGUAGUCCUUUACAUGAAACACUUUGUGCGUUUUAUGUAAACUUGUUUUUGGAUCAGAUUUAUGAACUUAAUUACUCUAGUGUGUUUGCUGAUAUAACAGUUCAUGUGGGAUAUACUAAUAGAGGUAUCACGCUUUUGUUUUCAGGAUUUACCCACAAAUUGAAAACUUUUGUCCAAGAAAUAGUAACACAACUUGUCGAUUAUUGUGAACCAAAAACUGAUCGUUUCGAAUGCAUCCGUGAGAAAAUUUCCCAAAAUAUUACCAAUUUUUCAUUAAAACCAACUCAUCAUCAGGCCUGCACAUAUUUAACGAAUAUUACUUUACAUCAUUCUUGGAUUAUUGAUGAUUUUAUUCAAGCUCUAAAAGAUAUCACCUACGAAAAGUUGGUUAAUUAUAUCAAAGAGUUUUAUGAACGCAUUUUUAUCGAAGGCCUUAUAUAUGGCAGUAUCACCGAAGAGGAUGCAAUAAAUUAUUACGAAAUGAUUCGAGAUCUGUUAAUACAAAAAUUUGAUUCUAAACCAUUUUUGCUAUCUCACAUCGCAACACCUCGAGAAGUUAUAAUUCCUGAAGAUUCCAGUUUUCUUUAUCAACGAUAUAUUUCUGGUCAACCAGCUUCUGCGAUUUACUAUUACCUUCAAUGUGGUGAGCAGUCUACGCUUAACAAUACAUUACUUCAUCUGUUUUAUCAGAUUGUAAGAGGACCCAUUUUCGAUAAACUACAUACGGAACAACAAUUGGGUUAUGUUGUACAGGCUGGACUUCGACGAUCCAACAAACUACAAGGUUUUCGUAUUUUAGUGCAAUCAUCUUAUCAUCCUAAUAAAAUUGAUAAAUGUAUCGAAGAAUUUCUACUUACUGUAAAUAAACUGUUAGAAGAUAUGUCUGACGAAGAAUUUAAUGUUCAUGUGCGAUCCCUCAUGACACAUUUACUGGAAAAACCGAAAGGUAUGCAAGAUCGAUUUGGGCGUUUAUGGUCUGAAAUUGCUUGUGGACAUUAUAAUUUCAAACGAAGAGUAUAUUGAUCCUUCAUCAUGUACAAGAAGAAAAUUAGUAGUUCAAAUAAUAUCAAGUGAGGAACAUUUAUGUGAUUCAGGAUUUAGUAAUCAUAGCAAGAAGGUAGUCGUCUUAAAAAAUCAUACGGAAUUGAAACGUUACUAUCCGCUGAGUUCUUUAACAAAACCAUUCAUGAUGUUCACUUCCAAAUAUGAAGGGAUAUCACUACGAUUUUAAUCCGGUUACCUGGAUUGCAGAUUUAGAAAUAGUCAAUAUACGCGUCACUUUUUGAGAUUGCCAAAACGUGUCAUUUUUCAUGCACUAAACGCUUUUGAUUUUUUAAUGUCUUUAUUUUUCUCUUUGGAAAAAUUUGACACAAAGCAUGUUUUAUAAAUCUUGCUUUCAUAAGACAGAAAAUAUUUAAUGAUGUAUAUGCUUUUCUACUACUUUUUGGUGCAGCUAUUCAUUUGACUGUUUCUUAUACUUUUCCUUGUGAAUUAACUCAUUAUUUCUGAAUAUAUUUUGGUACCUCAUCUCUGUAAAGUAACUGAAAUUCUUCAUGGUGAUUUUCAAUCAUUAUGAUCUAAGAUAUUCUUUAAAUACAUUUAUGAAAUUACUAGCUAUUUUUUAUUAUAUGUUCGUUGAUAUGUGAUGACAAAUGAAUAGUUGGAGAAACUCCCGUUUUAUUUCUUCAUAAAUUUUUUUUUCUUUUUUUAACUUCUGAAUCAAUAAAAACUUGUAGCUUAAUACCGUAUAUUUCAAUGUUUUAAACUCUCGUCUUUGAGAACUUUUAACGUUAAUGUGAAUGUUUAUGUAUGUCACUACGGUUGGUCAAAGAAAAAUAUAUAUAAUGAACAUUUUUUCAUGGACUUUCA